AUGGAGAAGUCGUCGUCCGAGAAUGCCAUCCCGCCGGCGGCGGCGCCGCUGAAGCUGUUCGGGUCGUGGGCGAGCUCGUACACGCACCGCGUGCAGCUGGCGCUGCGCCUCAAGGGCCUGGAGUUCGACUACGUGGAGGAGGACCUGGGGAACAAGAGCGCCGAGCUGCUGCGCCACAAUCCCGUGCACAAGAAGGUGCCCGUGCUCGUCCACGGCGGCCGCGCGCUCCCGGAGUCCGACAUUAUCCUCCAGUACCUCGACGACGCCUGGCCGGAGACCCGCCCGCUCCUCCCCGCCGACGCCUUCGACCGCGCGCUCGCGCGGUUCUGGUGCCACUUCGCCGACGACAAGCUCGGGCCGGCGGUGGGCGCGGUGUUCGCGUCGACGGGGGAGGACCAGGGGGCGGCGGUGCGGCAGGUGCACGACAACCUGGCCCUGCUCGAGGCCGAGCUCCGCGACGGCGCGUUCAGGGGCCGCCGCUUCUUCGGCGGCGACGAGGUGGGCUUCCUGGACGUCGUCCUGGGCUGCGGCUCCUACUGGCUCGCCGUGUUCGAGGACGUCACCGGGGUGCGCCUCGUGGACGCCGACGCCUUCCCGCGCUUCCACGCCUGGCUGCGCGACUUCGAGGCCCUGGACGAGGUCCGCGAGACCAUCCCCGCCGUCGACCGCCUCCUCGAGUACGCGCGCGGCCUCCGCCACAUGCUGCUCGGCCUCGCCGGCGCCGCGGCCGCACCCUCCGCCGAAGCCGGCCCGACUGCCGCCGCCGCGCCGGCGGCGGCCGCGGCCGCGGCUGACAUCGCCGUCGACAUUUGA
Miscanthus lutarioriparius is the source of this 813-nucleotide messenger RNA. NCBI's taxonomy places the organism in Eukaryota, Viridiplantae, Streptophyta, Magnoliopsida, Poales, Poaceae. The record is from the annotation of a GenBank genome assembly.